Messenger RNA from Nyctereutes procyonoides (raccoon dog), 8960 nucleotides. RefSeq names its product decapping mRNA 2 (gene DCP2). The record is from RefSeq and is a predicted model, not a curated record. Gene Ontology annotation, cellular component: P-body; cytoplasm. Gene Ontology annotation, biological process: nuclear-transcribed mRNA catabolic process, nonsense-mediated decay; deadenylation-dependent decapping of nuclear-transcribed mRNA. The transcript is spliced from 11 exons. The coding region runs from base 166 to 1434 and encodes 422 amino acids. Gene Ontology annotation, molecular function: manganese ion binding; 5'-(N(7)-methylguanosine 5'-triphospho)-[mRNA] hydrolase activity; RNA binding. Lineage: Eukaryota; Metazoa; Chordata; Mammalia; Carnivora; Canidae.
GAAGCGAGCGGGUCCCGCCUCUUCCCUCCGCUCGUCGUCGCCGGAGACGCCGCCGCCGCCGCCGCCGCCGCCGCCCGCUCUCGGGAGAGCCGGAGUCUCCGUGCCGCACCCUCGGUCCCGGCCGCGCGGAGCCGGGAUGCCCUGCUCCUGCUGUGGGUCCUCAUCAUGGAGACCAAACGGGUGGAGAUUCCCGGCAGCGUCCUGGACGAUCUCUGCAGCCGAUUUAUUUUGCAUAUUCCCAGUGAGGAAAGAGACAAUGCUAUCCGAGUGUGUUUUCAGAUUGAACUUGCCCAUUGGUUUUACUUGGAUUUCUACAUGCAGAACACACCAGGAUUACCUCAGUGUGGGAUAAGAGACUUUGCUAAAGCUGUCUUCAGUCAUUGUCCGUUUUUGCUGCCUCAAGGUGAAGAUGUGGAAAAAAUUUUGGAUGAAUGGAAGGAAUAUAAAAUGGGAGUACCAACCUAUGGUGCAAUUAUUCUUGAUGAGACGCUUGAAAAUGUACUACUGGUUCAGGGGUAUCUAGCAAAAUCAGGCUGGGGAUUUCCAAAAGGAAAAGUAAACAAAGAAGAAGCUCCUCAUGAUUGUGCUGCUAGAGAGGUCUUUGAAGAAACUGGUUUUGAUAUCAAAGAUUAUAUUUGUAAGGAUGAUUACAUUGAACUUCGAAUCAAUGACCAGCUUGCUCGUUUGUACAUCAUUCCAGGAAUUCCAAAAGACACAAAAUUUAACCCGAAAACCAGAAGAGAAAUUCGGAACAUUGAGUGGUUCUCCAUUGAGAAAUUGCCCUGUCAUAGAAAUGAUAUGACCCCAAAAUCCAAACUUGGUUUGGCACCUAACAAAUUUUUUAUGGCCAUUCCCUUUAUCAGGCCUUUAAGGGACUGGCUUUCGCGGAGAUUUGGAGAUUCCUCAGACAGUGACAAUGGAUUUUCCUCAGUUGGUAGUACACCAGCUAAACCCACUGUGGAAAAAUUGAGUCGAACCAAAUUCCGCCACAGUCAGCAGUUAUUUCCUGAAGGUUCUCCUGGUGACCAGUGGGUAAAGUACAGGCAGCCACUGCAACAAAAGCCAUAUAAUAAUCAUUCUGAAAUGUCUGACAUUUUAAAAGCAAAGAAUCAAAGUAUGAGGGGAAAUGGCAAAAAACAGUAUCAGGACUCACCUAAUCAGAAGAAAAGAACAAAUGGGAUCCACAGUCAGCCAGCCAAGCAGCAGAAUCCCUUAAUGAAAUGUGAAAAAAAACUUCAUCCACGAAAACUUCAGGAUAAUUUUGAAACAGAUGCUGUAUAUGACUUGCCUUGCUCCGGUGAAGACCAGUUGCUAGAACAUGCCGAGGGACAGUCUGUGGCAUGUAAUGGUCAUUGCAAGUUCCCCUUUUCAUCCAGAGCCUUUUUGAGUUUUAAGUUUGACCAUAAUGCUAUAAUGAAAAUCUUGGAUCUUUGAUAGCAGCAGAUGUAUUGUGGAAGUCCCACGAUCAGAGACCUGUUGCAUUUGAGUAGGUGUCUCUUUGAGCCUUACCUUUCUCAGGUGUUUUAAAGAAAUGCAGGGAAGCAACGAUGUUUCUCAAGAUAAAUGUUCUCUGUGCAGAAGAGAGAGUAAAAAGAAACAUGAGUUUGCACUGUAAAUGCAGUUAUAACCUUAUAUACAGAUAUAUCUUUUCAGUCUUUGGCUAAUGAAUUUAAGUUGCUUUUUAUGAGAGCAUUUUUUUUUUUUUUCUGUGUGAUUGUGGUUUUUAUUUUAUGUUCUGGUCAAGAAAAUAGUGUUUGAGUCAUCAUCAAGUAACCAAGUUAAUGGGAAUGCUCCAUCUAUCCAUGACAGUGAUUGCAAUAAGAGUUUCCUUAUAUUGACAUUUUUAAAAGAAACUUAAAAUUCACAAAUAUUAAAUGAAUGCAAGAGCUAAAAAUGUCACAGAAGUCAAAAUUGCAGGUCAUCUGCUUUGGUGGCAUUUUUGCACAUUUCUCUGCUUCUAACCACUUAGGUUCCCUAUUCCUCCUCUGCUGGGAGAUUUGUUGAAAGGUUUUAGUUAAAGCCAGCAUCUACUGUGUAAUGUUCAUGUUGAAAAUGAACACAGCACUUCAUUGAAGGACAAAAUCCUCAGCCUGUAGAAGGACUGAGUUGGUUGGGUGAGAAGUGGAUGCUCUGAUGUGGAGUUGAGAGCCUUGUGCAGUCAGCAACUCUGUGAGACUGCUAGGGAGUGGGGAGCAUGGAGCAUGCAGGCAGGGACCGGGCAACUGCUUUGGUCUGGUCUUCACCAUCCUGCUGCCAGCCCUUUAGUAUUAUACAAUGGCUUUGUUCCUGUGAAGAUUGAUUCUCUAUUAUUGAUGUGUAAAUAUGAAUGGAGUACUGACAUUAUUAGGCUUUACAUUGCAUCUCUCUGUUGAUCUCUGGAAACUAAUGUUGUAUUAGGUUCCAGUUUGCAAUAGUAGCAGAAGCUGACAUGCUUUUAUGAGCAUGCUGAAGCCCCAGGAUGAUGGAGUGAGAAGGGAUGGGGUGUACACUUCACCCAAGUACAAAUAAAGCAUUUCACUAGGAGAUGAUCAGAACAUGAAGGUAACAUACAUAACUCACUUCUAGGACUGUAUUUUGCUUCUUCAGGAUUCUUAAAUCUAGGUAAAGAUGGCAGUGCCCAUUUGCUCUACUUGAGGACAAUCACCAGGGCUCUAAGGGGGCUUUCGUGUUCAGGCUGCUUCUGACCUCAUUGAAGGUAUUUCUUUUGGGGGGUGAUGUGUGAGCAUAUGUGUGCGUGUGCAUCGGCCAUGUGUGUUUUAAAAAUCUUUUUUUACAUGUGGUAUCCACAAAAUAUAUUUCUGCUUGUAAAUUUUAUUGUAGAAAUCUUUAUUCUGUAUAGAUAGGCUAUUUAAUAGGGGUUCUAUUUAACCCAGUGGGACUUUGAGAAGAAGUACUAUUGUAAGGAAUUCACUUGUAUUUCUUUGCUUUAGCUUUUAAAUGGCUUGAUUUUAAAGGAAAAAUUCUAUUUAUUAAUAAGUGUCACCCUCUUGGUGCUAAGCAGGAGAAUUCACAAUUACAGCAGUAUGUUUAAAAUUAGGUUAUUCAUAAUCCUGCAUCUUUUAAUGUGACAAACUUGUGAAUCCUUCUGUGACCUUUUUAAAAAUGCAUUAUCUGAUUGCUUUUGGAAGCUUUUAACUGUUCUUUCCAGAAAUACAGCUGCUUUGCUUGGGUCUCCUUGAGCCAUAUUUAUAGUUGGUCCCAGCAUUCCAGAUUUUUAUUAAAUUGUUAAGGGAGUGAAAACUUAGUUUGCCUAGCAGGUAAAUCAUUUUCACUCGUUUACUGCCAUCUGGAAACCAUAUAAUUUUUGGUGAUUGUGUGUGUGUGUGUGUUUUGUUUUUGUUUUUUGAGUAUUUUGGUCAGUCUUUCUGGUGCCUAGAGUUGGGUUUUUCAGCUCUUAAUACUAAAGCAAAAGAGAUUAGAAUUUAGUUACCAGAAGUAUGUCCUCUAAAGGUGUUGAGCCUUUUCAAGAACCAACAAAUUUUACCUUUUCAAUUACAGCAGUUUAACUAUGGUUAAAUGUUAUUGCUGUUGUGCUGCUUCAUUUAACGCACUGUGGAACAAAAUGAGGGUAUUGUUGGAAUGGGAUUUUGGUAACUUGAGGCUUUUAGCUCUCUUGACAAUUUGAGAUAAAGACGUGAGUUAAAGUUUAUGUGUGUGAUGUGACUUAACUAUGCAGAAAAUGUAUCAGUUGGAUGUACCUGUUUUAUGUACAUCUGCUAUACUUAUUCCCUUGAACCUGUGUAAUAGUUUCUCAGUGUUCAGGUUACCUUGAGAAAGGCCAUGCUUAGCACAGAACUGGAUUUUUCCUUUGAGAAAUUUUAGCAUGGUGUGAAGAAAUUGAGUGAUAAAGGAGUGUGCUGAAUAUGCAAUAAUUUACUUCUGUGUGCUGCAUUUUAAGAAGCUAGAUGAGAAGAGUAGUUGUGUUGGCUUCAUUGUGUGUUUUAUGUCUUUGAGAGAAAAAUAGGUCUUUGAAUCCACUUUUUAAAUGUUAUGUUCCAAGGUUCACUGUGAAUCUUUUACUUUUUUAAAUUUUGUAGGUGCUUUUAUGUAUAACUGUAAUGAUUUGUAAGAUGUUAAAUGAAUGUUUUUGUACUUAACGAUUGUUAUCCAAAAGAUAGGUGUAUAGUUUACAUGCUUUCACAAAGUUUUUGUUAAGAAAUAGCAAAUGAAUGGUUUUCGGAUUUCAACCAGUGACGACACUCUUCCUGAGAUGUAAACCGAAUAGAACCCCUUAGCAUGGGUGAAAUUUGAAGAAAUUUGAAACUUAAGUUGAAUUUUCAUGUUAAUAUAUAAAAGCAAAUCAAUGCUGUCAAGGGAUUUGUGGUCACUGCUUGCUGCUUUGAGCUUUGGAUAUCCUUAUUUUUCUAUUAAAUAUCAAUAGUGCAGAUAAUGAAGAUGUACAACAGAAUAUAGCAAAAAUAACUUUAUGCUGUAAGAUUGGGCUGGUACUUUGUCUUUUAAGGCUUUAGUAGUUUGCAUAUAAUAUCAAAUAAAAAACGCAAAUCUAAAUGAAUGACAUCCACAGGGAUUAAAUUUAAAUUUUAUUAUAAAGCUCAACAUAUUAUGGUGGUCUUUAGAAAAGUUCAGGUCCGAGUACAUGUAUGCAUUAAAAACAUUUCAUUACCUAAUUCCCCCCGUCCCCCAUCAGUUAGUUUGAACAGUGAAGAGCAAAGUCAGUAUAAAAAUUAGACCAUUUGCCAAGUUUUCUUACUAUGAUAAUAUCUCUUGGCUUUUUAUUUUUGUAGUAGUACCUCCCUCUGCCUGCUCAGAGAUUUUGUUUUGAUUGACAUCUAUCGUGUCUCUGUAUUCCCUGAGCAGUGUUUUCUUUGCAUAUUAAUCAUAGUUACAAGUUCAGAUUCGUUAAUAUUUUUAUGAUUGAAGAAAAAUGUCACUUAGUGUCACUUAAGUGAUUUUGAUUCAGAUUAUAUUCUGGCCCAAGGAAGGGCUCAUGUGUAUUGUUGUGAUUUUAUAUUAAUGAUAAAACAAGUCUUAUUUUGCCCUAAGGUAUCAAUAUAUCCUAUACCUUUAAGUAUCUGUCUCUGGGUAAACAGGUGUUAGUAAAACAGCAGUUUUGUUAAACCUUAUUUCUGACUGCUUGGUAAAGCCUAGCUACUCACCUUAUAUUCUGUCCUAAGACUUUAAAGUGCAUUUGUAUAGUUGCUGAAAACUCUAAAAAUGAGAUUGUGAUGAGCUUUCUCAGCCUCUUUUUUCUGCCUAGAGUUGUUGCUCUUGAAGUUUAUAUUUGUGUGUCCUAAAGAUGGCAGAUUGCAAAUAGGCAUUAAAGGCUCUGUCCCAUGCUUUCAAAAUAAAGUUCUGGAUUUCAGUUUCAUAUAUAGGAUAGGUUAUUAUUAUAGAACAAAAGUGCCCUGGAGGGAGGAGAUAGCUAUAGUUACUGGGCAGAGAGAGUAUAAGGAAGAAAUUUUAGAAGGCAAACCAGUUCUUGAGUGUUUGUCUGUAGUAUUAGGCUAGAAAUGUGAUCACUGUCUAGACCAAGCAGUGUCUAAUAUAUAUGGCCAUUACCAGGCAUUUUCUAGCUCUGGAUAAAGUUACUGUUUGUUUUUUUUUUUUUUUUUUUUUUUUUUUUUUAUGGUUGCCAAGCAAUCCAGUAAGUCUAAAGUAAUUUUUCUCACUUUAAAGAUUGAUGUUUGGGAGUCUGGUCCUUCCUGUGCUGAUAAAUUUAUAAUUUAUAAUUCCAGCCACACUGAGGUGCUCUGCUUUCUUACUGGAAUGUAGCUCAGAGCACAGCCAGCCAUGGUCAGGUGCGUGACAUAGCCACUUAAUGUGGUAGCUAUACAUUUGUCCAUCCUGAAUGGUGAUCCAUUCCUUUCCAUCUAGUUCUCGUGACAAACAGCAUUUACUAUUCAAACAGUAAUAUAAAACUAGGGGGAAAAAAUAAAGCUACCUCUCACGCAUGGGAAUGGACUUGAAGGGGCUGGCUUCCACCAGCUUAGUUGCUCAGACUUUAAUGUACAAAGAAAUGUAAAUAAAAAACUAUGGUAAAGUAUGGAUGUUUUAUUUUGAGGAAUUUUUAUAAUUGAAUCUUUAAUCUGAAUUCCCAGAUUAAUGAAAUCACUAGUAAAGAGAUUUGUCUUGUGUCUUCUUUGGUUAGCAGAGGGAAUGGUCUAGCCGUGGUUGCAGCUUGAAAGCACAAUCUUCAGAUUGUGAAGAAUCAACCAUGACAAAGUGCUUGCAUUUAGCUCUGUGUAGUAUUGGCUAAGGGGGCUUGUGGGUAAAGGAUUGGAUGCAGAAAUCAGUUGCCUUGAUUUGUAACUUUGUCCCACAUGGACCCUCCUCUUGAGUAGACUUUAGUCCUUUAUUUAGUUCAAUGGAAGAAUAAGGGCCUAAACAUCUCUAUGUGCUGCUUUUUUUGGUGGGAGAGCUAUUGCAGGGAUUUGGAUGUUAUUUUGGUUAUCAGCUUCUGUCUGUUGAAUGCCAUUUGAAGAUAUGUUGUUUCUUCAUUCUUUUUCUUGGUGUGACUGACCAGGAAGAGGCCAUGGAAUCCCUCACCCCUACCCCAACUGCCCUUUGUAUCUUGUUCCUUCUGUAGAAGAAUAGUUUGUGCUGCAUCCUUAUGGUAAAUCUGCCACUGUGGGAAUUUAUAUGCAGUGAUCAUAUCUUGCCCUUCAGGGAUGAUCUCACUGACCCUUGGGCCAUGGUGGCGAGGAAGGCUAUGGAAACAAGUACUGUUUUGGGUCUCAGUGCAUGUAGCUGUCAGAUUGGUUUGGGAACAAAGAAAACUGUGGUUCUAGGGUGAAAUGGGCAGUGUUCUGCCAGGCCUUAGUCCUGAAGAGGUCUUAGUUAACAGUCUUAGGUUGUGGACUUUCUGAAGUAGAAUGUAACAUUUUAAUGUAAUCUGCUUUUAAUUCAUUGACUGAGGUUCUGAAACAAUCUCUAGCUACAAAUUAUGGUGUGAAACAUUUUGGGCACAAAUCUACAUUAGUCAUUUCUCAAGCUUUAAGAAAUUCACUACUUCUUUGUAAAAUAUCUUGGCUUCUAUUAUUAUUUGGGAUAUUUUGGAGUCAAUUAUGGAUGGCAGCAAAUGAAAGCAGAGGUUCUCAGUUGAAUGCAGUUUAGUAACAUAGUAACUGUUCCUCAGCAGUUUGGUUAGAUGUUAAUACUUUUUGCAGUGAAUGAAUAGCAGCGGACUUGCAUUCUUCCUGUCCUGUGUAUAUAAUGUGCACUGAUAGAAAAGCACAAAAGACCUAUCUACAAGAGUUUGUGCAUUUCACUACUGUCCUAGGCCACUGCUGUCUUUGUUGUUCAUUUUAAGUUUGUAUUUGGAUGCUGUACAAGUACCUUUUAAUUUCAAAUUGAAGUGUCCAAAGAACUUGUCUUUAAUUUUACUUUUUUGCUCGUAUUUCACUUCAAAGUUAGGAGACAGCUAACUGACUUUACAUUUUCUUACAGAUGUUUCCUUUAGUAAUAGGGAAGGAAAAUAAAACCAUGAACUAUUUUGUAUAUAUAUAUUUGUGUAUAUAACACACAUAUUAUAUAUAUACAUACACAUAUAUUUUCUUAUGAUUGUUUUCGAAGUUUAUUAGCUUAAUAUCUUAUAAAAAUCACCUUUGUUAAUUGACACAAUUCAGAUUUAAAGUUUUACCUGUUGGCUUUAAUGAAAAAACAAUGUUAUUUCAGAAUGAUUAAUCAAAUGGAAUUAUAGUUCAUGAAUUAAGUGAAAUCCUCUUAUAUAAGAUUGUCUUUCAUGCAUUUAGUUUGGAUGGGAAAGGGACUAAGAAUUGAUUUUUUUUUUUAACCCUGCUACUUCCAAAACAAGGGUUUGAAGUGUCUUUUACACUGCAAAGACUAGGUUAAUGUUCAAGGAAGAUGUCUGGUCUUAAAACGGUUUUCUUGGGGAAGGCUUUAGUCUGAAGAAGGUGAAGAUAUUUGUGCUGUGCCAUGUUAAAUUUUAUGUGGGACCUACAAGAGCUGGUAGAAAAAAAAUUGAAAUGGUUUCACUAAAUAUGUUGAAAAAACUGGACUUUAGAGUAAAUGUGAUAACUAGAUUUAUAAACUCUCCAGUAAUCAUUUUUGUCUUAUGUGAAAUGAUUUAACAUUUAAUUUUUGCCUUAAUUAUUACAGAAUUUUAGGACUUUACCUUCUAGGGGCAUUUUAAUGUUUGGAAAAAGAAUAUAAGUAAAUCAUUGGAGUAAUUCUAUCUGUGGUAGUAAUGAAGUUCCUGGUGCUUGUUUUGGUUAAUUGUCAAGCAGAGCAUAAAAGGAACCCCACAAUACCUUGGGGUUUACCUUUUUGUUAAUACAAAUUGAUACCUCUCAGUUGAAUUUAUUGUGUUUCUGGAUUUAUUACAUUCUGGCUAAACAGUAGCUUUGUCUCUUUCCCUCAGUGUUAAUCAAAAGAUGAGGAUUGAUUUUCACUUAUAUUGAGUGUGACUAUCGUAAACUAAGAAUUUCCAGUGAGUUUAAAAUAUUUGCGGAAUUAUUGUACUUCCACAGUCGACUAGUAAUGCCAGCUGUACUCUCCACUGAGAAAAUGAACAAAGUCCUGUGUCUUAACAUUUUUUUCUGACAGUUAUUUUUUUUCUGAAAGCUUUUUGAUGUAAAUAACACCAGUUUAGAAAUUAAAAACCUUUUAUCUUACAUAAUACAAUUUAAAUGAAUGAAGGUUUCCUUUUGUAUUUUAAAACAUUUUUUACAGUUGAUUGUUCAAAUAUUGGCUUUCUGUAAAAAUACUAUUGUGUUAAAUUUAGACUGUAGUGCAAUAUCAAUAAAUUUUGCUGCUUGGGCAGUUUUAAUUACUACCAUAACCGGAUUUCUGCUACUGUUACUUAUCAUAAAUUCCAACUUAUUCAUAUUUUGUCUCUCUUUGGACCAAUAAAAAAUGGUAGGUAUGAGAUAAAGGCAUACUUAAAUGAUGGGCAGAACUAUUAAAAGUGUGCGAGGGAUCCCUGGAUGGCUCAGCGGUUUGGUGCCUGCCUUCGGCCCAGGGAGUGAUCCUAGAGACCC